This is a messenger RNA of Aegilops tauschii subsp. strangulata, 2488 nucleotides long. The record is from RefSeq and is a predicted model, not a curated record. NCBI's taxonomy places the organism in Eukaryota, Viridiplantae, Streptophyta, Magnoliopsida, Poales, Poaceae.
CAGGCCAGUCUCAACAUAGGCUAAGGCGCCAUUAGAGGCUUCUUUCGAUAAAAAGAAGCUAAUAGAAGAAGAAGGCUCAAGUGCCAGUCAGCCAGAGGAAACAAGUAUGGUGUUCAUCCUCAUCGAUAGGCUCGUCCUUUGCUUCUGCAUUAUUCUGAGCUUAAGGCGGACAGGUGGGUUCUCGGGCAUUACAUUAUGUUACCUCGGGCGGAGAAGUCAACAGCAAUAGGGGUGGUUUGCGCCCUGUCUAUCCACCGAAGAUACGAGGAAUCUUCUUAUUUAUUCUUAGGGUGAAUCUUGCCAAUGCUUCGGGUUAUUCAAGGCUUCGAUAGACAUUGGGGCGUCGAUGUUCACUUUAUUUUAAGAACAGAAUGAUAGUAUAGGUUGCUAUUCGAACAAGCCACAGCAGACUUUCCCAGACCCUCUUGUUUGUUCAAUCGCAAUCUCACUACAUCGAAAUAGUCAAAAAGGUGUCACCUCACUCAGUUCGAGGGAUGGAUGGCGCUUUCUUGUGUGUAUCGACAUGUCACAUUGCUUGGUAUCUCCUCGCUUUCAAGUCUUGAUGAUGUUUUAGUAGCUUCGGGUAGGUAGAUGUAGACAGGUACCUUUGAUGUUUGAACUUAUUCGCGAUUUUGCUUUUAGCAGAGCUUCCUUUUCCAAGUAUUAUCUCUAUGGAACGAACCAAUUUGGAGUUCACUAUAAAUGGCAUAUAAAAAGAAAACUGAAUGAAAAAGAUAGUUUAAGCCAUAUCUUCCCUGGAUGGCUUUUUCUACAAAAGGGUGGGAGCAUAAAAUGUAGGUGAGUCAAUUGCGUGUGGCCUUCAAGUAUUUCGUAUUGUAACAAUAUUAGAUCGGCAUCCAAACAAAGGUGCAUGUACGGUUCCUAAGGGAUACAAUUUUGUCCUAAUCAUCGAGAAAGAUGAAAUAAGUUGAUAGCGCGAUCUCGUACUAACACAUACUCUCUAAAUAUUGAAGAACUUGCAUGCGGCCUUCAAGCCACAACCGCGGUAUGAGUUCUGAUCUCAGACUUUGGUUUGGGGGCUGCUGGCCCCUUCGCGUCGACAAGGAAACUGUGGACGACAAUGGGUUUAGAAUUAGAAUAAAACGAAGAGGCUAUCGAACAAAUAGAGGAAAGGGCAGAAAGGGGGAAAGUAAAUUCCUAUUACAUUGGCAUAUGGCACGAAAAGGAAAUCCAAUUUCAGUAAGACUUGAUCUAUCAUCAGAUUCUGGUUUUUAUCAAUGGGGGGGGCUUUUCUUAGCUAUCAUUGUGAUAGCUGCUUUAGUAGUAGAUCCCUCCUUGAUCGUGACAGAUCAGGUUAGGCAAGCACUACUUGAAGUGAUUCUGUCACUUUUACAAUAUGUUUUGCUAUAUGGUGCCACGCUGAUUGAAGAAAUGGUACCGGCCCUCUGGGGGCAGGAGCGAUGUGGGACCGUGGGCACAGGGGGGCUGGAAAGUCCUGCCCGCUCGGAGGAGGGAACCUCCAAGGCGGCAUACAUUUUUCUCACCAAAUCACAAAAUAGCGGCCAAGUCGGGCAAGAGGCCACCACAGGCCCUCUCCGGGAUCCGGCAGAUGGAGGGAAACCUUCCAAAAGCCAGUCUUGUUCACUAGCUGAAACAGAUGCAAGGCGGGACCAAGCUUUUGGGGUGAACUUGUGUGAUUUGGAAACCCUCAAAAGGGAAAAUACCUAUGAAGAGGUACGACAGAAGUAUCCAUCAUCCGACGAUGACGCUCGAAAGGCGGUUAUCGAACUUUUUGAUAAAAAUGAGCUUUUCGGUGCUAAGUUGCUCACACACUUUAAGCAAAGCGCCCCUAUGAGAGCUCUGGGGCCAGAUGCCUACCACCGUGAUUUAUCAAAAAGGAUAAACCAAAUCAUGAGAUGCGAGGGAAAGGACCCCGAAUCACUUAGAGACCUUAUUGAUCUUCAAUUUAAUUUGGAGGAUCCUCAAAGAAUGAAGGAGAUUCUCACUCGAUAUUUCGAUAAGCAUAAAAGAUAACCUAUUUGUUGUUCUGGUCGAUUAGGGGGUGCGGAAAUAGCUAGAACUGAAAUAUGCGUCCUAACUAUUGCCCCUUUCUUUAUUAUAAAAGAUCAAUUUUGAGCUAUGAAAGAAAAGCUGAGUUAAACAAUACUAGUCUUAGCGAGGAAGUUAAGAAAAAGCUAUGGAAAAUAUGACCCCCUAAACUUCAUUAUUAAUGAACCCUACUUUGGUCAAAACAUGUGUGGAAUAUUGUAUCAAAGAUCCAGAAUCUAGGAAUGAUAUGCUGCCCAUGUUCCAUAGAAAGAUCAAUCUCCUCAAUAAAUGUUAUUAGAACUAUGCUAAAUUAGUAGGCAAUAAACUCGAAGAUGAUGGACCUAAUAAUGAAAUAGAUUACAUUAUCGCGGUGUUUGCUAAAGAUAUCAGCUCGGUUGACUACUGUAUACACCACAAAUGUUAUUGUUUGAAGUAUUUCCAAUAAAGAAAACAAUAAGAAACAAUCUAUCAAUUUCCA